AUGGAUUUGUAUUCUACAGUGAAUGCUUUAUAUGAUUUGAGGGCAUGUCUGUCUGGAGAAGAUACAUCUGUUUGGGUUGCAUGUACACCGAUCAUCAUGUCCACCACAUUGGAGAUGUACCAUAAUGAUUGUGUGAAACUGCGAUUCGACAAUGCUUCAAAACAUCCCAGAUCCCUACAGAUCUUAGACAAUGGCAUCUACAAAGAGUUAACGACCAGUGAAACUUUGUCCCUUGGUAGGACUUCACUAGAUCUUUGUGUCGUAAUGGAAGCACCGUCGUGA
Vicia faba (fava bean) is the source of this 282-nucleotide messenger RNA. The record is from the annotation of a GenBank genome assembly. Lineage: Eukaryota; Viridiplantae; Streptophyta; Magnoliopsida; Fabales; Fabaceae.